This is a messenger RNA of Syngnathoides biaculeatus (alligator pipefish), 2669 nucleotides long. It is a transcript of the gene ncstn, whose product is annotated as nicastrin. The coding region runs from base 72 to 2180 and encodes 702 amino acids. Gene Ontology annotation, cellular component: membrane. The transcript has 17 exons. Gene Ontology annotation, biological process: protein processing; Notch receptor processing. The record is from RefSeq and is a predicted model, not a curated record. NCBI's taxonomy places the organism in Eukaryota, Metazoa, Chordata, Actinopteri, Syngnathiformes, Syngnathidae.
CAAACACCGGAACCCGGACGUUGUUCGUGUCACCACUUCCUGUUGUGUUGGUCCUCUUACAAACCAGGAAGAUGGAUUCACUUUCGAACAAAUGGAUUUUUAACGUUCUGCUUUGUUUGUGUUUUAUUGGUGCCGGUUGUACAUCGGUGGAGAAAAAAAUCUACGUACACCUCAACUACACUGUCCCGUGUGUGCGACUGCUUAACGCCACGCAUCAGAUCGGCUGCCAGUCCUCCUUGUCCGGAGAUGUGGGCGUGCUCCAUGUGCUGGAGUCCGAGGAAAACCUGGACUUUGUGCUGCAAACAGGUCUCCAUCCUCCUUAUAUGGUCAUCCUGGAACACCAGCUGUUCACCAGGUCCAUCAUGAUGAAGUUGAAAAACAACUCCAGCAGGGUGGCAGGCGUCGCUGUCGUGGCGCCAAAUGCCAACCCAACAGAGGGCGUCUCUCCGCACACAGCGUGUCCCAACGAGAACUCAGGAGUGUAUUCUGAGAGCUACGACCCGGCCCUGGCUCACUGCAACAGGACCUUGUGGAAUCCUCUGGGCAGUGGCCUGUCUUACGAGGAGUACGACUUCCCCAUCUUCUCUCUGAACGACGACAAUGACACCCGCGUCAUCCGGGAGUGCUACUUGGACCAUAACCGCGUGGUAAACGGCAGUAACCCCCAGUACCCGCUGUGCGCCAUGCAGCUCUACUCGCACAUGUCGGCCGUCACCAACACGGCCACCUGCAUGAGGAGGAAUGACAUCAACUUCAGCAUCACUCCGGAGUACGUGUGCGACCCGCUGGGAGACUUCAACGUUUGGGCCACCACCAGACCGCUCAACAACACAGCCAAAGGACACAAGAUGUGGGAAAGCGUUGUCAUCGCAGCUGCUCGGCUGGACAGCCGAUCGUUUUUCUUCAACAUCGCUCCCGGAGCGCAGAGCGCCGCCUCGGGCUUCCUCACCCUGCUGGCGGCCGCCCACGCCCUCCGUAAUGUCAUUCAAGAGGCCCCGCCCAACCGCACCAUCCUCUACGCCUUUUUCCAGGGGGAGACCUUUGACUAUAUCGGCAGUUCCAGGAUGGUGUAUGACAUGGAGAACGAGCAGUUUGUGGUGGACCUGGACAACGUUCACUCUGUGCUGGAGGUUGGACAGGUGGGCCUGCGUGCCGACUCCCAACUGUGGCUCCACUCUGAUCCCGUCUCAAGGCGCAACAGCAGCAUCGACGACGAGGUUAAGACGCUAGUGGAGAACGUACAGUCUGCCGUUGGGACUUUAAAUGUCUCGGCGAGUGAGCCUGCCUUCUCGCAGCCGCUGCCGCCCUCGUCCUUCCAGCGCUUCCUACGCUCACGGGCCGUCCCGGGCGUCGUCCUCGAAGACCACCAGUCGGAAUUUAGGAACAGGUUCUACGAGAGCAUGUACGAUAAUGCAGAAUACCUGAGCGUGUCGUAUCCGCAGAACAUGACCGAAGAGGAGCAGCUGCAGUUUGUCACCGACACGGCCAAGGCUGUGGCCGACGUGGCCACCAUGGUCGCCCGAGCUCUGUACAAGCAGGCGGGAGGGGACCAAUCUCAGCUGAGCGGCAUCAACGCCGACGCCCAAAUAGUGAGCCAGAUGCUUUACUCUUUCCUCAUUAAGUCAAACAACAGCUGGAUGCAGCAGAUAGUUCCCGCUGACCUCGCAGACCACCUGAAAGACAAAGCCACAAACUUUUACGUCGGCGUGACGCAGCAGCCGAGCGAGCCCACGCACCUGGUACAGCACCUGCUGGCCAACCUGACGGGCAGCGUGGUCAACGUCACGCAGCAGGACUGCCAGAGCCAGCGGACGGACGAGAGCGACACCGAAAGCAAACACAUGUACACGUACAUGUGGGUUCAAGGCGCGAUGCCGCCGAACGCAACCCAGAGGGAGGGCUACUGUGUGCGUUCCACGGUGCGCCUCUCCAAGGCGCUGUCGCCCGCCUUUGACCCGCUACGAGAGUUCACCUCCACCGACUACUCCACAUGGACCGAGUCUCGCUGGAAGACCAUCAAAGGCCGAAUCUUCCUGGUGGCCAGUCACGAGCUGGAGAUGGUGACUCUGGGAGUGGGCGUGGGCGUGCUCCUCACCUCCCUGCUGCUCAUCUACGUUCUCAGCUCCAAGGCCGACAUCCUGUUUAGUUCGCAGAGGGAACCCACCAACGCCACCUACUGAUCACAAGUAGCACAACUACUACGACUACUACCGCUACUCCAAUCUACCCGGCUACAGACUCGGACCAUGUGGCUUCAAUCCAAAACACAAGGAAGUACACGUGCUUCUCGGAGGUUGUUUUAGACCUCAAAAUGGUGGCACGUGAGGGUCCCAAAUGUGUCUGGUCAGGUACCAGCAGCAGGCCUUGGAAAUGAUGUGCAUAUUUCCUUUAAAUUAAUGUUCUCCCUUUUUAUUUUGGUCCGUACGAGCAAUGCAAGUACUGUAUGCGUUCGAGUGUGUUCUAUCUACAGUUUGGGUAUACACGAGCAAUGAUAACGUGUGUGUGUGUGUGUGUGUGUGACAGACGAAAGAUUGUCGUGUGCAAUAAUGUAAUCUUUGUUGUAAAUAACUGUAAUUAAUCUCCACUGUUAAGAAACCACUUUUCUUUUGAGUCACGUUGAACAAAAGACUGGCAUUGUAGAUUAAAAGUCAGCACGUCUUCUAGAACAA